UUGACCGAGAUCGAGGAUCAAUACGGGAUUUUGUGUGCACAAGGUAGGCGUAGUAUGGCACUGCAUGUACUUGUAUGAAUCAUGCACGCACCGGCACCGUGUUCGUACGAUCGUGUACGUGUGACUUGCCGAGUGACAAAAUGGUGGAUAACUGAGGGAUACUUCGGCUGAUUUUCCCCCCCAAUUCUCCGCGAUUUAUACUCCAGGAUGUCAUCUGAAACGUAGUGUGGACACCCUGGAUCGUCCUCUUCACUCUGGUGGGUCUUCUAGGUGUGUUUCUUCGGCGUGGAUUUUGUUUUAAUUUGACCAUGUCGACAGUCGUCCGGAAUGGCUAGGUUCCGAGCGGGGAUCUGUAGGGGACGGAUUGUCAACGCAACUAGCGGGACAAUAUUGCAACACCGGCCGGGUGGGUGGACUACUCUGAACUCGCCGGUCGCUACUCGAUCUUGUCAAAUCAUUGCCACAGAUCGGCGGGGAUUUCCGCCACAUCAUCUCUGACAUCUGCGAUCUUUGUUUCCAACGAGGUUUUGGACUACCCCAGCCGGUUUGUAUACCGGUCGAGGGGGUAGUGAUUUUUAGCAGUUCACCAUGGCGCGUGUUUAUAUGAUUAUGGGAACAGUCGUUUACAGGACACACCACACAUGGCUGUCGCGACUGUUCCUACUGUGUGUGACUGUUUUUAUGGUCUGGACCGUGCUUAUUUCGCUGCAUUUAAAAAGUGUUUUUGAAGUCCCAGUCGACUCAGGUCCUUUACAGCAGCAUCCAGACAUCCUGGGCAUACUAAGGGAUGUCAGGCGGUCCGGCAGGACGGCGAGAGGGGCGGACGAAACCUCGCAAGACGACAGAACGUGUCUUUAUAGAAGAGGUAAAACAUCAAUAGAAAAUGGCGGCACGAGUAAAGCAGCAGUAUGCCCGGAACCUCACUUUGCCAGCCCCGAAGACAAGGUGCAACUUAAUUUCACAGGUGUCGGUCAAAACGAAGUUGACCGCGAGAUCUUCAUCAAUCGAACUUUUGCCAAAAUCCGGCGUCUCAACAAAGAGGCGCAGAGGGACGUAGACGAGACGCGACGCAACGUCCUGUCAGACGUCUCCCGGCGGGGCCGGACGUGUUUACGAGGGUCCGUAGACUUAGACGAUUAUAUAUACACACCCGGGGGUCACUGGAAACCGAGGCAUUGUGCGCCGCGUUGGAAGGUAGCGGUGGUGGUUCCGUUUCGGGAUCGCUUCACACAGCUUCCUCUCUUCCUGCGUCAUCUAGUGCCUUUUAUGAAGAAACAGCUCCUAGAGUUUGGUAUUUAUAUCAUAGAGCAGAGUAAUGAUGAAGCAUUCAACAAGGCUUUCCUAAUGAACGUAGGGUUUUUAGAGUCGCUGCGAUUCCAGGACUGGGACUGUGUCGUCCACCACGACGUGGAUCACAUUCCGCUCAGCUAUGCAAACUACUACGGCUGUGGGGAGAUGCCGCGCCACUUCAUGUCGGGAGAGGACACCUGGGAUUACAAAAUUCUGUACCCGGACAUUUUCGGCCAAGUCUUUGGGGUGACGCGCAAGCAGAUGGAAGUGAUCAACGGUUUCCCCAACGUCUACUGGGGCUGGGGCGUGGAGGACGACGCCAUCUAUAGCCGCAUCCUUCUCCACGGCUACAACCGGACCCGGCCGGAGGGGGAGGUGGGCUACUACGACACCAUACGCCGAGACCACAAGCAGUCCGAUAGUAAUAAAGUUAGGCAUUGUCUACUAAGGCAUGGCCGUGAGCGUGUGGACAGCGAUGGACUGUAUAAUAUAUGGUACCCCGUGCCCAGGGUAACCUUAGAACCACUCUACGUCAACGUCUCCGUUGACAUAAGGCCUCUGGCCUGGAACUCCACAUGGACGUCAUGUAAGAAUAACGCCCUGUCCAACACCAUCGGCUCCUUGGACUUCUUCUUCAACACGUUCCUGGGCUUUAGGCACGUCUUCAAGAAGGCGUAAACGUUUUUCUGGGAGUUAUAAUCUCUCGGGCGCGUCAUCUUAAAACUCGUCUGUGUACAUGUUUUGGCAGUGAGCGUAAAACGGCAGUAGAUGUUUUUGAGUCCAUUGCCGACACGACGCGGAGGAAUAUAAUAAUUGGCGUCGUGGACGAUGUUUCCAAUGUGGUGCUGAUGAUGUCUUUAACGUUUUUAAAGUGACUUCUCAUCGUUCCAGCGGUGGCCCUUCGGUGACCCCUCCCCCAACUCCCUCGAAGUGGUUGGAGUGGCCUCUGUUCCAGCAAAACGUGGAGUGCGUUUUUAACAGGACCGCCAGAACAAAAUGCCGGCCAAAUUUCGGGACCACCCCUUGCAUCCCUGAGGCAGCAUAAAUACAAUAUUUACUACUUAGCCCGAGACCUGUCACUCAUCUGAGCACAUCUUCAUACCGAGUCCUUACCCAUAAUGCCCAGCUGUACAGUUUGAUCCACGGUGGCGUCGAUCAUGUCUCUCCCCCCCCCCACACCCCACUCCACCUCCCCCCGACCUUGUAUCGUCAUGUGAGUGGAUCCAACUCGAGAUCAGCUUCUCGCAACGUCUGUGUCCAUUCGCGUCAUUUCGUCGAUCAAGCAUCUCAUCAAGCAUCACUCCACCAAAGACAGCAAAAUUUGCAAGGAUAAUUUGUGGUAACCAUAUUUUAAGGCUUGUACAGUAAUAGUCCAUGAAUUUUUAUGUACGUGUAAACACUGGUGAUGUAGUUUAACGUUUUGAUAAAGAGGGACCCAAAAACUGCUGCAUAUAUGGCAGUAAAUUUGGCAACGGCAAAACGCCUGACUUCAACACGGCAUUUAAAAUACUGAAAAUCAAAAUUGAUUUCAACACCGACUUGGUGGUACGAAAGUCCCCAGCACUUGUGAACACUGUCUUGAAGAUAUCAAUCAAACUUAAGCAAACAAUGAAAUUGUUCUAAUCAUUUCUUCCAAAAUUUUUGAUCUGGAAAUUGGAAAUAAGCCGUAAUGGCUCAGAGGGGAACUAAUCCUGGAAUUUGGAGGAAUAAAAUCUCCUCUUCGUAAAAGUGCAUAAAAAAAGGACUAUGGCAUCUUUGUCUUGUACAUAUAUACAUGUAAUCACAAGUAAAAGUUUGGAGCGACUUGGUAAAUAUUUUUCUCCAGCAUCAUUUCCGAACACGUGUAAAUUUGUUGAUUUACGGCUGCCGCGACUGAGACCAAAACAAAAAAAAGGCUGCCACAUGGUUUCUGAAUUCCGUCUUAAGAUUUACUACCGAAAUGCCCCGAACUCUCGCCGUACUAUAAAAAAACACCGAGAUUUCGGAUGAUAUAAUCAGUAGGGAAAGGCCAGGUUGUCCGAGCUGGUGAACCGAUGACACUGUUUAUAUAUUUCAUGUUUUGUGAAUUUUUUGGCGAAUCUGUGCAGACGAUUCAAGGCAAACCGGGUGUCAAUAGUGAGCAGUAUUCAAGUCCUGCCUUCACGAUCAUCUACUGUGAUGAUUUACUCAGAAUUUGUGGUUAUUCAGUACAUAUGACGCUUUUGCUAGAAGCUGGUGGCGUAAAUACAAGUCUUAAAUGCAGCCAUCAUUUCCUUGUCUGCUUAUAUACAUGUACAGGGUGAGU
Messenger RNA from Patiria miniata (bat star), 3574 nucleotides. RefSeq names its product beta-1,4-galactosyltransferase 6-like. The transcript has 8 exons. The record is from RefSeq and is a predicted model, not a curated record. Gene Ontology annotation, molecular function: UDP-galactose:glucosylceramide beta-1,4-galactosyltransferase activity. Lineage: Eukaryota; Metazoa; Echinodermata; Asteroidea; Valvatida; Asterinidae. Gene Ontology annotation, biological process: carbohydrate metabolic process. The coding region runs from base 589 to 1968 and encodes 459 amino acids.